UCACAACACGCCCCACGUUGCGGGCCCGCCCCGGCAGGCCGUGCGCGCGCGCGCACGCAACCGCUGCUGACCAAUGACAACACAGCUGGUUGGGCGCGCCCGCAGAAAAAUUGGACGUGCUCGUCUUCUUGCAAGACGUCCGCCCCGCCCCGCUCCGGCGCUGACUUCAGGUCCCCGGCGGCCGCCGUAGCCGGAACUGUUUGGAGCGCGGCGGCCCGGGUGUGGGAGGGCGAGCGGCGGCAGCCCCGGCGCCCUCAGCCCUGUCAACCGCACGCCGGUCAGCGGAGAGGACGUGCGAAGGGAACGGUGCUCGGCGACCGCAUCUGACAUACGACCACCAGCCCGGCGUCGCGGCCUCGCCGCAGCCGGAGCUGCCCGGCCCGGUUGGUUCUGCGGGCGCCCGCGGAGGCCCGGGAUCCGGGAUCCGGACUGCCGGGAGGCGUGGAUGAAAAAGGAUGACAGUGAAGUUGGGUGACGCCGGCAGCGGGGAGGAAGGGCUCAAGAAGCUGGGCAAGCGGACGGCCGAUGAGGAGUCGCUGGACGGAGAGGGGCCCGGCGGCGCGGACGCGGCGGAGGACAGCAGCAGCAGCAGCACAAAGAGGGACGGGCAGACCCCUCGGGCCGCAGGAGCCCCGGCGCCACCCAGAGGGUUACCGACGCCGUCCCCACCACAGGGCAGUCCCCAAGACCAGCACCACUUCCUCAGGUCCAGCGUGCGGCCACAGAGCAAGAGGCCCAGGAAGGACGCGCCCUGUGCUGUGGGCAGUGGUGGUGCCAGCGGUUCCGGGCCGCGCGGAAAAGGAGGUGACGGUGGCGCAUCAUCUUCUGGAAACAUCUCUGUGGUUGCUCCUGCCACUCCUGCAGGAGGUUCGCGCUCCUCUUCCCGGAACUUAGGAUCAUCAGGGCCUGAGAAGGAAGAAGGAAAGAAGGUCCGGAGGCAGUGGGAGUCAUGGAGCACAGAGGACAAGAAUACCUUCUUCGAGGGACUGUAUGAGCAUGGAAAAGACUUUGAAGCCAUUCAGAACAACAUUGCUCUCAAAUACAAGAAGAAAGGCAAACCUGCAGGCAUGGUGAAGAACAAAGAGCAGGUCCGCCACUUCUACUACCGCACCUGGCACAAGAUCACCAAGUACAUUGACUUUGACAAUGUGUUCUCUCGAGGGCUAAAGAAAUCAUCCCAGGAACUCUAUGGUCUUAUCUGCUAUGGAGAGCUACGAAAGAAGAUCGGGGGUUGUAUGGAUGACAAGAAUGCAACGAAGCUGAAUGAACUCAUUCAGGUUGGAGUCCUGCUUUUCCCUGAGCUUCAUCUGGUUGGAGUCAACCAGUACACAGCCUGUUUAGAUUGGCCUCUACCAUUCACGGCUCUAGCCACCACAGUACGCUAUAAAGGGAGAAAUCUGAGGAUCAAGGCACCCAUGUGUCGGGCCCUAAAGAAACUCUGCGAUCCAGACGGUAUAAGUGAUGAAGAGGACCAGAAGCCAGUACGCCUACCCCUGAAAGUCCCUGUAGAGCUACAACCACGGAACAACCACGCCUGGGCACGAGUACAGAGCCUGGCCCAGAACCCGCGUCUCAGGAUGAUUGUGGAGCUACAUCGAAAAGUCUCUAGCCUCAUUGAGUUCUUGAAGCAGAAGUGGGCACUCCAUGAAGUACGAAUUCGGAAGACACUUGAGGAGAGGCAGCUGCAGGUCUCAAGCACAGCACAGACCCAGGAGAAGGUGGCAUUGCACCUGUUCCCAGGCGAGAACUGUACGCUGACACCACUGCCGGGUGUGGCCCGUGUGGUACACUCCAAGGCCUUCUGCACUGUACACUGGCAAGAGGGUGGCCGGUGUAAGCAGGGCACCAAGGACACACACUCGCUGCCUCCAGCCCAGAUCCUGGGCAUCCAGAGUGGUCAGGGAAUAGCCCGGGGCCAGGUGAAGUGUCAGAGGGGCAGUACUGAAGGCAAAGGUGGGGGGCGGCUCCUUCCUAAUGCAGAUGCUUCACAGAGUUCAGGGGAGAGUUCCCCUGAGAGUGCUCCUGGAGAGGGGGCAACUCCAAGUAUGAGCAGCUCGGAUGCCCCUGACAGGCCUCCUCAUGGGCACCAAAUCUCUGGCCCACAGCUUGAGAAGACCCCUCUAGCAGCCCUUGCAGUGGGUGGGGACAGCCCCAUUCAAGAAUCUGGGACCCUGCCAUGUUCCUGCGGCCACCCCCCAGAUUUGGACGAUGAACUCUCACUCCUUGACCCCUUUCCCCGAUACCUGAAGUCUUGCCAGGAUCUCAUCAUCCCAGAGCAGUGCCGCUGUGCAGACACACAUUCUGGGAGAGAACACCCACUUCUUGGCCGGGUAGCUUCCCCAGAGGCCCUCAUGCCCAGCAGCAGAGAUGUUGCCGACAACGGUCACCCUGGCCCGGACCCUCAAACUGGCACCGAUCCUCAACUUAACCCCAGGCUUCUGCCAGAUAUUUGUACUAAAGAGCUGGCAGAUACAGCUCCUGAAGAGUCCCAGGAGAAAGGAAGCCCCUCAGAACCUCUGUUGUCUCAGGGACAGCCUGCUGCCAGGCCAUCAAAGGAAGUCCCUGCCAGCCAGCUGGCCCAGCAGCUGCGUGAGGAGGGCUGGAGCCUGCAGACCUCGGAGAGCCUCACCCUGGCUGAAGUCUACCUCAUGAUGGGCAAGCCGAGCAAGCUGCAGCUGGAGUAUGACUGGCUGGCUGUGCUGGGCCCUGAGAGCCAGCCACCCACAGCACAGGGCCAGGGUGCCCUGCCCCGCUCCCCGCCCUCAGCCCUCCACCAGCAGCGCCUCCUGAACUGCCUCCUGAGGCUCAUCUCCACUGAGGUCCAUCCCAAGAUGGCUUUUGAAGCAAACACAGCAUCAACAGCUUCAGUCAGGCCCACCCAGGAGGAGCAGUCCACAACCCCCCCAGGGAAGGUAGUGACCAUCAGCUCUCGGAGUCCCCGCUGCUCUCGAAAUCCAUCUGCCCUCCGAAGCAGCAAGACUUUCCCAUCUGGUUCUGCACCUUGUUCUCCAGGUUUGAGAAAUCCCCCAAGGCCUCUCUUGGUGGCUGGUUCCUCCAACACAGGAAGCAGUGACUCAGAUGGUGGCCUCUUCGCUGUCCCAACGACUUUGCCACCCAAUAGUCGACAUGGAAAGCUCUUCUCUCCCAGUAAGGAGGCGGAGCUGACGUUUAGGCAGCACCUGGACUCCAUCAGCAUACAGUCAGACUUUUUCUCACCAAAACCCAAAAAACUACGGAAACGGCACUUACGAAAGCCACUGGUGGUCCAGAGGACACUGCUCCCUAGACCUUCUGAAAACCAGUCCCACAAUGUGUGCUCCUUCUCCAUCCUGUCCAAUUCUCCUAUAGCCGGGAGAGGCUGGUUCCGGCCCAUCCAGUCUUCUCUGACCAAAGCAGCUCUGUCUCGACCGAUAGUGCCCAAGGUCCUCCCAUCUCAGGCCACCAGUCACCUGCCCAGUGCCAUCGACUUAGCAGCUCAAAGUGCUGGCAUCAUCCCUGGAAGUCCCUUGCCAGUUUUAGAUACCGAUGGCUCAUCUGGCGUCUCUCCACUGUCUUCAGAACAAGUAACCACUGCAAUCUCGGGGCAGAGUGACACUGGACCACACCAGAACAGAGACGCUGUUAGUUCCAUAAGUGGCACUAGUGACCCGUUUAUCAGCGUUCCAAGACAAGAGCAGGAGCCAAUGACAGACGGUUUCCAGGGAUCAUCUGUUCUAUCCUUACCUGAGUUGCCCAAGGCUCAUCUCCAGAAUGGCCUUUCCACACCUUUACCCUCAUCAGAGAGCUCCAGCACUCGGCUCUCCCCACCCAAUGUUUCUGCACUGCUGGACAUAUCCCUACCUGGUCCGCCUGAGGAUGUUCUCUCACAGGGAGAACCUGCCACACAGAUCAGUGACUCCAUCAUUGAGAUUGCCAUCAGCUCUGGCCAGUAUAGUGAAGGAGUUCCUCUUUCUCCAGCAAAACUGAAUGGCAGUGACAGUUCCAAGAGUCUCCCUUCCCCAUCCAACAGCCCCCAACCCAACUGGAUUGCCUCUCCCACUCACGACCCGCAGUGGUACCCCAGCGACUCCACAGAUUCCUCGCUCAGCAGCUUGUUUGCCAGCUUCAUAUCCCCAGAGAAGAGCAGGAAGAUGCUACCAACUACUGUUGGGGCCAACAGCGGCACAUCUUUGCUUGGCCCUAGCUUGUUGGAUGGAAAUUCAAGGGACUCUUUUGUGUCCAGGUCUCUUGCUGAUGUUGCAGAAGUGGUAGAUUCCCAGCUGGUGUGCAUGAUGAAUGAGAACAGCAUUGACUACAUAUCUCGAUUUAAUGACCUGGCCCAAGAAUUGUCCAUCAAUGAGCCUGGCCGCCGAGAGGUUCUUUUUGAUGGUGGAGGAGGUGGUAAUCCUGUUGGUGACCUCUCUCAGUGACUGUGCCUUGUGACAUGGGCAUCCUGGAAUCCACACGGGAAGUCUACGGGCUGGCCCAUAGAAACCGUCUUCACAGUAGAGAGAGUCAAGCCCAGAACCCCCAGAAGACGGUGAACCAGAGCACCUCUAACAGCAUAUGAUAUGCAGCCAUAGGAGCAACUGAUCAUGGCCUGUCCCAACAAGCAGGGGCAGUACCAUACACAGACCAGGACAAGCUCUGAGAAGGGUAGAUAGACAUGAGAAAUUUAAGUAUCAGAGCCCUUACUCACAGUCCUGUAGCCUGUGUGGCAAUUCCAACUGUGUGUCUGCAUGUUAAGCCUUCUAGAGGGUCUCUCAAGAGACAUCCUGGUGUUCUUUUGUCUUGGGAGCUGUUAUCCUAUGUGCAGGGAAGCCACCGCCACUGCUGCUUUCUUUCUGAUAUUCUUUCCCCACUUGGCUGUUAUGUCUGCAGUGAGGUUGGAAGGGACAGUGAGUGUGGACCAGGCUCAUGUUUGGUGGUAUCUGCAAGCUAAUACACUUCCUGGAUGCCUUGACUAUGAAGCAGAGAAAGAUCCCAGAGUCAUGUAUCUAGCAGAGGUUUGGUUCUUCCUGGAGUAAGAAGGGGGAAAGAAAGUAUGGGUGUAUGGAUGUUUUAUAGGGUCCUACAAAGCUGGUUGGAAAUGAUUUUCUUGUGGUUUAAGAAUUAGGAGACAUGGGCAAGGAAUAGUAAGAGCCCUCUAUGUAGGUAGCUCUGCUCUCUUCCUGUCCUGUGCUUAAUGCCCAGUUCUUUCUAAGUGACCUAAGACACCAUUCUUCUUUACUUGCCUGGCUGCGCUCCCACCCCCCCCCCCAAUACACUGCUUUGUCUACAGAUAAAGCUUUAUGUGUGCUCUAAUUUUUCAUGUGUUAUUGCUGGUGUCUGAGGGGUGUCUUUGCCCCAGGCUGCCUCUCUUCCCGUUCUGGGACUCAAGCAGGGUUUAGAUGUCAGAGUAUGGUAAGAGCUCACCACUUGGUGUUUCAGCAGCUCUCUUCUGGAGUCCAACAGUGUUUAGCAGUCAUGAUUGUGGCCAUCCUGCUUAGAACGGUGCCAACAAGAGUUCCAUCCCCUCCUUUGCCCUCAGUAGAUCCUUGCAACACAGUCACUCUCCUGCCAGACCCAGUACGUUCAGGGAGCUAUGGCUGUGGUUCCGGGGACCCUCUCACUGCUCUCUCCACACAGCAGCCAGGGCUGACAGGUCCUUUUCCCCUCCCUCCCUCCCUCCCUCCCCCUCUCCCCCUCUCCCCCUCUCCCCCUCUUUCUCUCUUUCCUUUUUCUUUUUUGAGGCAGGAUUUUUUUUUUGGCUUGUUUUUGGGUUUUUGUUUUUUAUAGCCCUGGCUGUCUGUUAUGUAACUCACUCUGUAGACCAGGCUGGCCUGGAACUCAGAAAUCCACCUGUCUCUGCUUCCCAAGUGCUGGGGAUAAAGGUGUGUGUCACCACACCCAGCUUGACUAACUCCUGAAACUGCCACCUCUGCUCUCUAUCUGUUCUCUCCUGAGUUGCAGAGUAGUCCUUAAGAGCAGCCCAGGCCCUAUCUGCAAUGAAGAAAGGGAUGGAAGGAAACCUUCCCAGUGGGAUACUUGGUCCAAUUGUCUCACUGGCUCCUCCAGAUCCUAGAAUGCAGGCUCCACUGCAGGAACUGAGAGGAUAUUGGCUCUGGACAGCAAAUUCCUUUACCUCCUAGGAUCCUCCUGUCACUGGUACCGGUAAAGGAUCUGGCCCAGACCGUUACCAGACCAAAUCUAAAACUCUUAGAGGAUGAGAAGAACAGAAGCAGUGCUGUUAGGACAGACUGGUGAGGUCACUGGUGUGUCUUUACCUAGUUUUGUGCUGUCAGCACGCCCUUACUUAACUGAAGGUGUUUAGAGCUUGCAACUGUAGCAUGAUUAGGACACCAGGCUCAGCUUAGGCCAUUGCUAGCUGCCAUUGCACUGUUUCAAGGAGACUCUCCCACAUUAAGCAUGGGUGCUUGAGGCAUCCUGGUAACUGAGCAUAUAGUACUAGGCAGUUGGUUUCCUGAGCUGAUUCCCAUCAGGCAAUGAAUGCCUUGAGGCACAUAUUACUCUGUCCUCUAAAAGGGUUAAGACUGCUUUGAGGAACAGAGGCUACAGCCCUUGUCACCUAGCAGCAGGGAACUUGAUAGGAUUCCAGAAGAUUCUACUGCUUUAACAGACAGACACAUUUGCUCAUCAUCACCAUGUUAAAGGAUAAAUAGUGGCAUCUGUAGCAGAGAAUCAGUGGGUGUAACUUCUCCCAACCUAAUCAAAUAUCCAUAGGUAAAACUGGAAACUGUUAAAAGGUUGGAGAUUUUUUAAAACAGCAAGGACGGCUCCUGGGUUCUACAUCUUUCUCUGCCUUUCCAUCAGUUUUGAUGGUUCAUGUUCACCUAGGGCUUCCUCUGUGCAUUGGAACUUAGUGUGAUAUACAUGAGAUCCGUUUUUGAGAUCUACUCCUCCCCUCUUCCCCCUACACACAGGGGUUCUCUGUGUAACCCUGGUUGUCCUUGAACUCACAGAGAUCCGCCAGCCUCUGCCUCCUAUGUGCUGGGAUCAAAGGUGUGUGCCACCAUCGCCUGGCUGAGAAAAUGUUCUGUUAAUAAUAAUGUCUUAGAUUUUUUUGUUGAUUCGUCUUUUCAGAAGAUUGAGAUCCAGGAUCUCUGGUGCUUGGGGUGGAUUAUGUCCUAGAGGAGAUGCUCAGGCGAGCUGAAGUUCAUAUAUCCUGUAGAGGCAGAGUACUUGCUCAGGGAGUAUGACUUUGGGGACAUUUCAUCUGUUGUUCAACCUUUUUUCCCCACCCUGUUCUUUUUUUCAUUCCUUGUGGCCUCACUGCUAGGGGAAGUCUCAUUCAGUUUAAUAGCAUUUUUAACCAGACCACAUUAUUAGAAAUGGUCAAAACAAAUUUAGAGGGAAAUCGCUUCAUGUACUUUUUAAAACAGAUCCGCCAGAUGCAUUCAUGAGGAAAUACCGUACUUUGUCUUAAUUUAAUAAAAAAGAAAGGAAAAAUAACUUUAAAGAAGUAAAAAGAAGGAAGAAACCCACAGUAUACCUUUCCAAGAGGAUAGCCUGAUGAGGUCAGUCCAGUUUUGGAAGCACUGCACCAGCCCAACCCUUACUAGUUAGUAAGAUCACUGGCUGGAGGGGUGCAGCCAGCAGGCAGAACUCAUGCUGUUUGCUUUGAUAAUCGUUAAGCCAUAUCAUCUGAGGUUUCCAGCUUGAGAUGUGAAUUUGUUUUAUAGACUAUAAAUAUACAGUGUAUGUAUAAAGCAGAAUGCCUGUCCUUCUGAUUAUUUUUUGUACCAUAUUGUAAAUUACAUUAUUUAUUCUUUACCAAUUUUUUGGGAAUAAAAGGUGUUUUGGUUAUUUAAUAUAAUAAACAAAAACUGUUAAACUUCAGCUAAAAUUUCCAGUUCAGCUUGUAAAUGUUUUUAUUGUGCAUAAAUACAUACUAAUACUUGAUCUAA
Messenger RNA from Peromyscus californicus insignis, 7886 nucleotides. It is a transcript of the gene Cramp1, whose product is annotated as cramped chromatin regulator homolog 1. The record is from RefSeq and is a predicted model, not a curated record. The transcript has 22 exons. The coding region runs from base 456 to 4409 and encodes 1317 amino acids. Gene Ontology annotation, biological process: pattern specification process. Gene Ontology annotation, cellular component: nucleus. Gene Ontology annotation, molecular function: chromatin binding. Lineage: Eukaryota; Metazoa; Chordata; Mammalia; Rodentia; Cricetidae.